Messenger RNA from Acanthopagrus latus (yellowfin seabream), 776 nucleotides. RefSeq names its product phospholipase A2-like. Gene Ontology annotation, biological process: arachidonate secretion; lipid catabolic process; phospholipid metabolic process. Gene Ontology annotation, molecular function: phospholipid binding; calcium ion binding. NCBI's taxonomy places the organism in Eukaryota, Metazoa, Chordata, Actinopteri, Spariformes, Sparidae. Bases 78 to 524 code for a protein of 148 amino acids. The record is from RefSeq and is a predicted model, not a curated record. The transcript has 4 exons.
GGCCCCAUGCUCCAUAUAUAAAGAGGGGCUGGUGUUAGAGUGAGAGCUGCUCUGAGACUAGCCCUCUGACUUUCAGGAUGAAUACCCUCCAGGCUCUCCUUCUCGUGGCUGCAGGCCUCUCUGUUGCCCAGGCCUUGGACUACAAGGCACUCAACCAGUUCAGACAGAUGAUCCUGUGCGUGAUGCCCGACAGCAGUCCAGUUUUUGAUUACGCUGACUACGGCUGCUAUUGCGGUUAUGGAGGCUCGGGGACACCCGUGGAUGAUCUGGACAGGUGCUGCCAAGUGCACGACGCGUGUUACAGUGAUGCUAUGCAGCACCCCGAGUGCUGGCCCAUCCUGGACAACCCUUACACCGAGUUCUACUCCUACAGCUGUGACGAGCAGAGCAAGACGGUCACCUGCGGCAGCAGCAAUAAUGAAUGCGAGAUGUUCAUCUGCGAGUGCGACAGGAAGGCUGCCGAGUGCUUCGGCAGAUCACCCUGGAUCCCAGAGCACGAGCACCUGCCCAGCGACAAAUGUUAAUAAAGACCGGACGACCGCCUCAAGUCAGGAAUCAACACUUCAAAUCAAACAUCCGUUUUUUUCUUUUUAGUUUUCAGAAGUGACACCUUGCUCAGGAUCUGUGGCAUAUUAAAAAAAAAUAUUCACGAAGACCUGAUGAAUUGUCAUUUUGGUGACAUAUAGCCAUCCAUCAUUCCCUCCUAGAACUAGUUACACAUGCUGUGUUUGUAAUUGUGACGUAAUCCUGACAAUAAACACAGACGUGAACACACA